This is a messenger RNA of Pygoscelis adeliae (Adelie penguin), 1134 nucleotides long. It is a transcript of the gene ISL1, whose product is annotated as ISL LIM homeobox 1. Lineage: Eukaryota; Metazoa; Chordata; Aves; Sphenisciformes; Spheniscidae. Gene Ontology annotation, cellular component: nucleus. The transcript is spliced from 6 exons. Gene Ontology annotation, molecular function: cis-regulatory region sequence-specific DNA binding; DNA-binding transcription factor activity, RNA polymerase II-specific. The coding region runs from base 1 to 1134 and encodes 377 amino acids. The record is from RefSeq and is a predicted model, not a curated record. Gene Ontology annotation, biological process: axonogenesis; neuron fate specification; positive regulation of transcription by RNA polymerase II.
AUGGGAGACAUGGGAGACCCACCAAAAAAAAAACGCCUGAUUUCCCUAUGUGUUGGUUGCGGCAAUCAAAUUCACGAUCAGUAUAUUCUGAGGGUUUCUCCGGAUUUGGAAUGGCAUGCGGCGUGUUUGAAGUGUGCAGAGUGUAAUCAGUAUUUGGACGAGACCUGUACGUGCUUUGUUAGGGAUGGCAAAACCUACUGUAAAAGAGAUUAUAUCAGGUACGCCAUUUACAUUGGAGGCUGGCUAAGGAGGACUCGGUGGGAGCCGAGAGACUGUGCAGUUUUAGUCACCCGGGUUGGAGCAUUUUCUCAUCCACGGAUGGGUGAACUGUCCCCCUCUCCUCCACGGGAGACAAGGAACCCGCCACCCACUCCAGCGUGUAACCCCAGAAACCCAUUAUUUGCCGUGUGGGGCUGUCAGCAAGAAGUUGCCCUUUCACUGCUGUCGGAGGUCUUGAGCCCCGGCUCAAGGUGGGAGCGUCAGCAGGAGGGAAGACGGGGCAGGGACGUUGAGACUCCCUGCUUCCUACUCAUGGGGAUCCUGUUCCUCCCUUGCCUUACAGCAGAACCUAUCUCUGCCAGACAGCCAGCUUUGCGACCCCACGUCCACAAGCAGCCUGAGAAGACCACCCGAGUCCGAACUGUCCUUAAUGAAAAACAGCUUCACACCUUGAGGACCUGCUACGCUGCCAACCCCAGGCCUGACGCCCUCAUGAAAGAGCAACUGGUAGAAAUGACUGGCCUCAGCCCGAGGGUCAUCAGGGUUUGGUUUCAAAACAAGCGGUGCAAGGACAAAAAAAGGAGCAUUAUGAUGAAGCAACUUCAGCAGCAGCAACCCAAUGACAAAACUAAUAUCCAAGGGAUGACAGGAACUCCGAUGGUGGCUGCUAGUCCGGAGAGACAUGACGGUGGUUUACAGGCGAACCCGGUGGAGGUGCAGAGUUACCAGCCGCCCUGGAAAGUACUGAGUGACUUCGCAUUGCAGAGUGACAUAGACCAACCUGCUUUUCAGCAACUAGUUAAUUUUUCAGAAGGAGGACCUGGUUCCAAUUCUACUGGAAGUGAAGUAGCAUCAAUGUCCUCUCAGCUGCCAGAUACACCCAACAGCAUGGUAGCCAGUCCUAUUGAGGCAUGA